This is a messenger RNA of Phyllopteryx taeniolatus (common seadragon), 1309 nucleotides long. It is a transcript of the gene pkdc, whose product is annotated as protein kinase-like domain containing. The record is from RefSeq and is a predicted model, not a curated record. The transcript has 4 exons. The coding region runs from base 1 to 1062 and encodes 353 amino acids. Lineage: Eukaryota; Metazoa; Chordata; Actinopteri; Syngnathiformes; Syngnathidae.
AUGCGGGUGACCGAUGACACCAGAGUCUACGCUACCACUUUCGAUUUCGAAGGGACGUCAAACUGCCGUAUAUUUUCGCCAGAGGUGGAAAAGUGUUCGCCGGAGCACCGUGAAGCGAUACUGCGGGCGUGCAGCGCGGCCUCGCUACGCAUCGGCGCCAAGAUCCAGACGCUGUGGAGCGGCUACGGCGAGAUCGUCCGCCUGCAGUUGGAGGGCUGCGGGCGGCCCUCUGUGGUCGUCAAGCACGUCAAGUUCCCUCCCGCGCAGGCUGAGCACGCCGCCGCCGACCCGGCGGCCGAACGCUCCCAUUUGAGGAAGGUGAGGUCCUACGAGGUGGAGACCUACUGGUACCAGAACUACACCACCAAUCCUAGGUGCAGGAUACCCGCCUGUCUGACCGCUUGCGCCCAUGCAAACGAGAUGCUCAUCGUGCUGGAGGACCUGGACGUGGCCGGAUAUGACCAAAGAAGAACCAGCGUGAAGGAUGACGAGAUGAGGGCCUGCCUCAGCUGGCUGGCCCACUUCCACGCUCACUUUCUGGGCGUGUCCCCGCAGGGCCUGUGGCCAGUCGGCACCUACUGGCACCUGGAGACACGCCCGGACGAGCUGGAGGCCAUGGGCGACGCCAGGCUGAAGGUGGCGGCCGGCGCCGUGGAUGGAGCGCUCAACGGCUGUCGCUUCCGUACAGUCGUGCACGGCGACGCCAAGCUGGCCAACUUCUGCUUCUCCAGCGACGGACGGGACGUGGCGGCUGUGGACUUCCAGUAUGUGGGCGGCGGCUGUGGGAUGAAAGACGUGGCGUACUUCCUGGCCAGCUGCCUUGAGGAGAGAGAGUGCGACAAGAAGGUGCCGGGCCUGCUGGACCAUUACUUUGCAGAAUUAAAGUGCGGGGUGAGCACCCAGGUAGACUUUUUGGCGCUGGAGGAAGAGUGGCGGGAGAUGUUCGCCUUCGCCUGGACCGACUUCCGUCGAUUCCUGCUGGGGUGGAUGCCAGGACACCGGAAAAUCGACCGCUACAGCAAGAGGCUGGCUGAUGAGGUUCUGCACAAGCUCAAGCUUUGAAUGCAAACAAAAAGAUCAGUUUGACAGUUUUUAUUUGUACACUACUUACACAUAUUUGGGAGUUUGCAAUAUUGGUCUUUCGGGCCCAACAUCUCAAAAGCCCAAUAGUUUUUGUGAGUUUUGUAAUACAGUACACACUCGCAGAAAAAUAUCAUUUCAACACAAUAAUCAGAUUUUAAAAAAUAGAGAGAUAUUUUGUUGGAUGUUAUGUGACUGAUACAAAAUAAAAAUCAUGUCUGUGGCUGAA